AUGAUCUUCGCAACUUGGUGGUGGCCCAAGUACUAUUACAUUUACCUUCCCUUCAUUUCUUUCCCCCUAGCCCUCAAUUGCAUCAUGGUCAUCAACAUUGUCAUAUUCCAGACGAAGAACCAAAUUAUCAAGCCGAAGAAGGAUGUGCCCGGAACGCCAGAGGAGAUGGUACUGCUGAUGCCAUGCUACAACGAAACACUCGAGGAGUGUUCCAGGUCGCUCGAUUCGCUCGUCAACCAAGUCGGUAUCGGCCAUCACCAGCAGGCAAUCCUGGUUGUCUGCGACGGCAGGGUCCGGGGCCCGGGCAUGGAAAAAAACACGGCCGACUACCUCAACGAAGACAUAUUUGUGAAUAGCGUGGAGCGAAGAAAGAUCCGCGCGGCGUACGUCGCCUGGGACGGCCAGUUGAUGGACGUCGAAAUCGCUCGGGGGUUGUAUAAGAAAGUGCCCUACUUGUGCAUUGUUAAGGAGCAAAACCAGGGCAAGAGAGACAGCUUGAUCGUCGCACGCUCGUUUGUCCAUAACUUCAAUCUGCGCCGGAGCCGGCCCAAGGUUAUCUUCAGUCCCGAGUUCCUCAAGUCGAUGACGGACUUCCUUGUCCAGGAUGCCAGGAUGAACCACGUCGAGCUCUUGAUCGACAUGGACGCCGAUACCGUGUUCGCGAACGAUUGCAUCAGUCACCUGAUCGAGGAAUCCCAUCACCCGGGCACCGUCGGCGUCAGCGGCUACGUUACGAUGGAUUUCUCAACCCACAAGUGGAAUAUCUGGUUGCUUUACCAGUCGGCCGAAUACACGAUCGCGCAAGGUCUGCGACGCCUCCACCAAAGCGUCGUCACCAAGAAGGUCUCGUGCCUACCGGGAUGCUGCCAAUUGCUCCGCGUCUGCGACGAAACGUGCGGAGACUACAUACUCGUCCAGGAGUUUGGAUAUCACCCCAAGCCGACAGACGGCAUCAUCAAACGUAUUCGCGCCACGGCGUCUGAGGACCGUAACCACGUCUGCUUGAUGCUGAUGAAGUUCCCCCAUGCCCGCACGCGGCAGGCGCUGAAGGCGUACGCUUACACCAACGUCCCCCACUCUCUCUCGGUUUUCCUCAGCCAGCGUCGUCGCUGGACCCUGGGCGCGACGGGUAACGAUCUCAUGCUGUUUUUCAAAUCCCCGCUCCGGUUCAACCUCUGGGAGCGAAUCGUGGCACUCUGCAAUGUCCUGACAUGGUGCUUGAACCUGUUCCCCCUCCGGAUCAUCGUGAUCUUCGCCUCGCUCAUGAUCAUUCCCCUGUGUUAUUACCUAACCAUGGUGGUAUGGAUGUGUCGCAGCUGGCUCGAGCGCGCCCAGUUUCUCAUAGGCUUGGCUUUCUUCGUGAUCUGCGGCCCCUUUAUCAACGUCUGCGUCACCAUCUACUCCUGCUUCUACAUGGACAACUUCGGUUGGGGGAAGACGCGUCAGGUCGUCGCCGAGACGGGCGAGGCCACCGAGCCCGAUUGGCAGGCCCAACACAGUCGUCUCGAAGAAGCAGUCCAUGACGAGGUGAAGAUCACGGGUAGCCGGACCCCAGACGUCGAGAACCAGAUAGCCCUCGAGGUAGGUACAGCCCCGAAGCCCAAAACGUAA
Durotheca rogersii is the source of this 1611-nucleotide messenger RNA. Its product is annotated as glycosyltransferase family 2 protein. Bases 1 to 1611 code for a protein of 536 amino acids. NCBI's taxonomy places the organism in Eukaryota, Fungi, Ascomycota, Sordariomycetes, Xylariales, Xylariaceae. The record is from RefSeq and is a predicted model, not a curated record. The transcript is spliced from 3 exons. Gene Ontology annotation, molecular function: chitin synthase activity. Gene Ontology annotation, cellular component: cell septum; cell periphery.